Angiostrongylus costaricensis is the source of this 870-nucleotide messenger RNA. Lineage: Eukaryota; Metazoa; Nematoda; Chromadorea; Rhabditida; Metastrongylidae. The record is from the annotation of a GenBank genome assembly.
AUGGCAGGUGUUGACUGUCUUCUUUCGGAGAAAUGCACAUUUCUGGAUUCAAACCUCGCUGUGCGUGCCGCUGACGAAGUGUAUUUCGGUGGACGGCAAGUGUACACCAACGUCUCGCCUUGUACGUCAAGAGGCCAUCCCCGAAAGCACGGUUCCGAAGGUGGAAAGGGUGGCUGUCGUGAACAUGGUCACAAACAUGCACGUGGAAAGGAACUCAUUCCUAAAGGCGACAUGCGCGUAAUGCCCAAAGGUGACUUGUCAGUCGCGAUUCAAUACGCUAAGGACAUAGUGAUGAAGGUGUUAACAGAAGCAAGCCCGUCUCAUGCAAUUGUAUUUGAUGAUAGCCUACAUCAAGAGAUAAAAGCGCUAAGGAAAGAAAAUGAGGAAAUUAGGAAAGAGUUGGCGGAGCUUCGUGACGCUAUCGAAAAAUUUGCCCGAAAGCAGGAAGGACACAUUGAUGACUCUGCUGUGAAAGAAAAUUCUGGCGAUGAAGAUUUUGAUCUUUUUGGCUCAGAUGAUGAGAAUCCCGAGAAGGCGAAGAUUGUUGACGAAAGACUGAAGGCCUACCAUGAGAAGAAGUCGAAAAAGUCUGGACCAAUUGCAAAGUCGUCCGUUAUUUUGGAUGUGAAACCUUGGGAUGAUGAGACAAACCUCGAAGAAAUGGAAAGUCUCGUUCGUGGAAUUGAGAUGGAUGGACUUGUUUGGGGAGGAUCGAAAUUUAUCCCCGUCGGAUAUGGCAUUAAAAAACUGCAAAUCAUCUCCGUGAUCGAAGAUGAUAAAGUUUCGGUGGAUGACCUUGUGGAAAAAAUCACAGGGGAAUUUGAAAGCCAUGUCCAGUCAGUCGACAUCGUUGCAUUUAACAAGAUUUGA